AGGUGGGAACUUGCUUUUAGAAAAGUGGAUUCGAGUUGUGGCGCUUCUGCCGCCGAAUAGCUCGGUAUUGGUUCUUGUGCCUUCGGGAGUUCUGGAGGCCAAACUUGGGAUUCAAGUUUAAAGUUCCUCACAGGACGAAAGAUAAGGAGCUGACGUUGCCCCGGCCAGUCUGCAGCAGGAACAGCCAACCCUGACCCCGGUUAAAAUCCCCAGGGCUCCUGCCGAAGGUCCUUCGCUGAUCCCACCUCCCCGCUUUUUGGCUGACUUGAUGUGCGUGCCUGCCCGGCCUCGCGAUCUUGGAGGCAGCAGCUGAGCCACGCCGAGAGCUUGUGCUUGCCCCUGCAGCCUCACUCCGGACGACAGCCAAGAGGCCAACACCAUGGUCACCCGUGUCUUCGGCAUGCGCAUGUGGGCCCCGGUGGGCGUCCUGACCUCGCUGGCGUAUUGUCUCCACCAGCGGAGGGUGGCCUUAGCCGAGAUGCGGGGGGCGGAUGACCAGCAUCCGGUAGACCGCAGACUGCUGGAGCUGAAAAUGGUGCAGGUCGUGUUUCGACACGGGGCACGGAGUCCUCUCAAACAGCUCCCGCAGAAGGAGCAGGUAGAGUGGAACCCGCAGCUAUUAGAGGUCCCACCCCAAACUCAGUUUGAUUACACAGUCACCAAUCUAUCUGGUGGCCCCAAACCAAAUUCUCCUUUCGAUUCUGAAUACCAUGAGACCACCCUGAAGGGGGGCAUGUUUGCUGGGCAGCUGACCAACGUGGGCAUGCAGCAGAUGUUUGCCCUUGGAGAGAGGCUGAGGAAGAAGUAUGUGGAGGACAUCCCAUUUCUUUCACCAAUCUUCAACCCACUGGAGGUCUUUGUUCGUUCCACUAACAUGGAUCGGAAUCUGGAAUCUACCCGGUGUUUGCUGGCUGGGCUUUUCCAACGUCAGAAAGAAGGACCCAUCAUCAUCCACACUGAUGAAGCAAGCUCUGAAGUCUUGUACCCCAACUACCAAAACUGCUGGAACCUGAGGCAAAGAAUCAGAGGCCGGAGGGAGGCUGCCUCUUUGCAGCCAGGAAUCUCAGAGGAUUUGAAAAAGGUGAAGGAAGGGAUGGACAUUGACAGCAGUGACGGGGUGGACUUCCUCAUCCUCCACGACAAUGUGGCUGCUGAACAGGUGCAUAGCCUUCCGAGCUGCCCCACACUGAAGAGAUUUGAACAGACGAUUGAACAGAGAGCUGUGGACACCAUCUUGUACAUCAUGCAAAAUGAAGACAGGGAAAGUCUUCAGAUGGCGAUAGGCCCUUUCCUCCACAUGCUGGAGAGCAACCUGCUGAAGGCCGUGGACCCUGCCACUCCACCUGGCAAGAUCAGAAAGCUGUACCUCUAUGCUGCUCAUGAUGUAACCCUCUUGCCUCUCUUACUGGCCCUGGGGAUUUUUGACCACAAAUGGCCCCAGUUUUCUGUCGACCUGACCGUGGAACUCUACCAGCACCAGGAAUCCAAGGAGUGGUUUGUGCGGCUCUGUUACCACGGGGAGGAACAAGUGCCAAGAGGUUGCUCUGAAGGAAUCUGUCCACUGGACAAGUUCUUGAAUGCCAUGUCAGUUUAUACUUUAAGCCCAGAAAAAUACCACAAACUCUGCUUCCAGACACAGAUGAUGGAACAUGGGAAUGGACUGUGACUGAUUUAUUUAAGUAGGAAGUGUUGAUUUUUAAAUAAAA
This is a messenger RNA of Choloepus didactylus (southern two-toed sloth), 1706 nucleotides long. RefSeq names its product acid phosphatase 6, lysophosphatidic (gene ACP6). Gene Ontology annotation, molecular function: phosphatase activity. The record is from RefSeq and is a predicted model, not a curated record. NCBI's taxonomy places the organism in Eukaryota, Metazoa, Chordata, Mammalia, Pilosa, Megalonychidae. Gene Ontology annotation, biological process: dephosphorylation. The transcript is spliced from 10 exons. The coding region runs from base 380 to 1666 and encodes 428 amino acids.